AUGGGAGUUCAAAAGAAAUCUCGAAAGUUUGCACAAGCAAAGAGGGCAAUCUCGCUCCGUGACAAUCGCUUGAAGGAGAAUGCAAAGAAGGAGGAGGAUAAGCGCAGAACCGGCAAAGAUGACCUUGUUCGCGAAGCGCCCCAGGUUCCGUCGUCCCUUUUCUUCCAGUACAACACCGCCUUGACACCUCCAUACUCUGUACUGGUCGACACCAACUUCAUUUCUCAUACCAUUCAGCACAAAUUGGAAAUCAUUCCCACCAUGAUGGACUGCCUCUAUGCCAAAUGCACACCCGUCAUCACUGACUGCGUGAUUGCUGAAUUGGAGAAACUUGGCCAGAAAUACCGGUUGGCCCUUCGCGUUGCGAAAGAUCCUCGGUUCGAGAGAAUCAAAUGCGACCACAAAGGAACCUAUGCCGAUGAUUGUCUCGUUGAUCGGAUUAUCAAGCACCGUGUGUAUAUUGUUGCGACGAAUGAUCGUGACCUUAAGCGACGGAUUCGUAAAAUUCCCGGUGCCCCGAUUAUGAGUGUGGCGCGAGGCAAAUACGUGAUUGAACGUCUCCCCGAUGCCCCCGAAAAGUGA
Messenger RNA from Penicillium argentinense, 582 nucleotides. RefSeq names its product rRNA-processing FCF1 family protein. Gene Ontology annotation, cellular component: nucleolus; small-subunit processome. The transcript has 4 exons. Bases 1 to 582 code for a protein of 193 amino acids. The record is from RefSeq and is a predicted model, not a curated record. NCBI's taxonomy places the organism in Eukaryota, Fungi, Ascomycota, Eurotiomycetes, Eurotiales, Aspergillaceae.